CUGUUUCUCUUUGUGUGUCUCUGUCUCUCUCUCUCCCUGCCUGUCUCCCUCCCCCCUUUCUCCUUCCCUCCUCUCUAUUUCUGUCUCUCUCUUUUUCUCUCUCCUCUCCCCCUUCUCUCUCCCUUACUUUCUCUCCCUUCCCCCUCCCCAUCUCCCUUGUCUUCCCUUCCUCCCUCUCCCUCUGUCUCCCUCGGCCUCUCUCUCUCCCUUUUCCCCUGUCUCUCUCCCCCUGUCUCUCUGUCUCUCUAUCUGUCUCUCUCCUCCUCCUCUCCCCCAGGCUCUCUGUCUCUAUCUCUCUCCUCCUCCUCCCCCCCUGUCUCUCUCUGUCUCUCUCCCUCUCCCUCUCUCUAAGAGGCUUUAUUGGUGAUCUUCCUAAAUGCUCUCCUAGACUGCUGCCUCUGCUUCAUGAAGCCUCAGGCCUGGAAGAACCAGGAGCCACCACCUAGAUCCCUCAAGGCCACUAGGGGAAAGCAGGAGGGAAGAGAAGGAAAAGGCUGAGCUUGGGCACUGCUCCGCCCCAGGCCUCAUCCCACAAUUCCUCUCCCCUCUCCCAGGGAAGUGUGGGCCUCUUCCACUCUGCCCCCUGGGCCCCACAGCGGGAAGAAGAGAAGAGGAGGCAAAAAAGCCAGGGCCGAGCCACUCCCAGCAACUUCCCAGCCUAAGCAGAGACUAGGAAGCUUCUCAAAACCAGAAACGCAUGGGCUGGGUCAGCCUCCCCCUCCUGCUCUCCCUUCUUUGGAGGGUCCAGGAACACAGUAUUCAAGCAUAUGAAUGGGCCACAGUUUGUGGACAACCUCAGACUCAUGAACGAAUCCUUGGAGGCCAAGACACUACCCAAAGUCAGUGGCCGUGGCAGGCAAGUCUGAAGUAUAAGACCCACCACUGGUGCGGGGCCUCCCUCAUCCACUCAAGUUGGGUGUUGACAGCUGCUCAUUGCUUCCAGGACUUGGCUGAUGAUCCCAGUGUUUGGAGAGUUCAACUGGGCUCACAGUCAAGUAAGUCACACAAAUUAAGCUUUAGCUUUUUGCAUGCCCGGCGAGUAUCCAGAAUCAUCUUGCAUCCCUACUACCUCGGGUGGCCUCCCAAAGACAUUGCCCUGGUCAAGCUGCAGUCCCCAAUAUUCUUCAUGAGAAGUAUCCUGCCUAUCUGUCUCCCAUCUUCCAUAAAUGAGUUUAAAAACCUCACCAAUUGCUGGGUGACAGGAUGGGGAAAAAUAAAAGAAAACCAAGUCCUAGGGAAACCCUGGUAUUUGAAAGCAGCAAAGUUGCCCAUCAUUGAUCAAGAGACCUGUGACAAGUACUAUCACGUUGGAACAACCCUUCCUCUUUUUAUAGCCAGGAUAUAUGAUGACAUGUUAUGUGCUGGCUUUGAAGACGGCAGUAAGGAUGCCUGUCAGGGUGACUCUGGAGGCCCCUUGGCAUGUGAGGUCAAUGGUUCUUGGCAUCUAAUAGGCAUUGUGAGCUGGGGAGAUGGCUGUGGUCGGCCCUUCCGGCCUAGUGUCUUCACCAAUGUCAGUUUGCACACUGACUGGAUCUUAACCACAAUUAACUCAAGUACCUUUAGCUUAAUACCCUCUAAGCUUGUUGUCCUCCUCACUCUGCAGCUGUACUAUGUCUCCCUUGAGCCCAUUUCCCAAGGGGCCUACUUAAGGUCUGACCAGUGUGGCCAUGACCUAAGCUAAGGUCUGAGGGUGAGGAAGACAGGGCUCUCUUAAGGCCAGACACUUUGGCUAAGAUUAAUUCAGGGCUCUUGUUUGCUCCCCCAAAAGGGCAUUUGAAGCCCCCUAGGUUCUGGGUUGAGAGUCAUCAUGCAAGAAACAAAAUACUAACUAGCAGGAGGAAGUGGUGAUUGGGGUUAGGGAGACUGGUGUUCUCUCUGUGUUCUUAUAUUUGUCUUUCUAUUUAUUCUUGGUUGACUAUUUUAAUUUUUAAAAAAUUCAUGACAAUAUCGGUCCUUACUCUGACUUUCCUGCUGUUCUAUCCCUAUGUCACCAAUCAUGGCCAAGAAUCACUCUUAGCAGGAAAGAAAGUGAUAAUAUAUAAGAGAAAUAAAGGUUAAAACUAGAUAUUUAUACAUGUAGUUCUAGGCUCAAAAUAACUUUUGUUCUCUCCAUGGUGGGGACUCCUGACCCACAGAGUAUCUCCACUCUCCAUCCUUUCCUGGCAUUCAGUCUUAGCUUUCACUUGACUUCUGGAGCUAGGAACUAGCUCAGGCACAGUAGGAGGCUACAGAGCUCUAGGUCUAAAUUCCCUGUGGAAAAUAAGCCACCAUCUAUGAGAUUAGGUCUGUAUGCCCAACAGCCUUAUGUGGUAGUUGGGAAACUUGACUGGAGAACGGAAUGUGGAGUCAGAAAUAAAGAAAAAUACUAAUUGCUACAUUAAAAGAAAAUAAAAAGAUUAAAUUAGAUAAGUGGAGGCUGCAUUUUGCAUUGGAAAGAUCACUGGCUUUGGAGCCACCAAUCAUCAUCUUGAGCAGCGGUUCUCAACCUGUGGGUCGAGACAAUGAGAAUACAUAAUGCAUAUCAGGUAUUUACAUUCCAAAUCAUAACUGUAGCAAAAUUACAGUUUUGAAGUAGCCACCAAAAUAAUUUUUUGGUUUGGGGUCACUGCAACAUGAGGAACUGUAUUGCAGGGUCACAUCAUUAGAAAGGUUGAGAACCACUGGUCUUGAGGGACCUAGGUUCAAGUUCUGACUCUAAUCCUACUACAUCAGUAGUGUAGGCAACACAUUUAAUCUUCCAGAGCCUCAGUUUCCUCAUUUGCAAAAUGAGGGGGUUGAACUAAAUGGCCUCUGAAAUUCCUUGCAGCUGUAUAUCUAAGAUUCAUAAAUGGUUAAAGUAUACAAAUUGGUAAUUUUCAAAAGAUAUAACAUAAAUUGUUAAUAAUCGCUUGAAAAAAGUAUUAUCAGUAAUAGAGAUACAAAGGAAAACAACUUUGAGGGAGCACCACCUUCAAAAAAUGUUAACGAAAUUUCAAAAAAUAAUUGAAAGCAAAGAAAUUAAAUGCUGGUAGGGUUGAGGAGAAAUAGGUACACUCAUUCAUUCCUCAUAUAUUUGCUUACGUAUAGAAUAUUUUUUCCAGAAAUAAUUCAAAGCAAUGAAGUUAAAUGCUGGUGGAGUUGUGAGAAAAUGGGUACAAUCAUUCAUUAUUCGUGUAUUUGCUUACUUAUGGAAUCUUUAUGGAGAGAGACCUAAUAGUAGCCCAUAGCAAAAGUAACACAGAUAAUCAUUCCCUUCAACCCAAUUCCAUUUUGGAGAAGAUCUCUGAAAGUGCUCCCAAAAACAAUCAACAAAAAAGAGUUAUUUGUUCAAAAACUGGCCAUAUUAAUUUGGCUAAUAUAAUAUAAAUUCUAAAAUCUGGAAGCAGCUUUAAUGUCCAAAAAUAAACUAUGGUAUACCAAUGAAAUGAAACAGUUGAAUUCAAAUGAUGUGAUCAAGAAUGAGGAUCAUGGAUUUUCUGGAGGAAAGACCUUAAGAAGGUUAUCUAAUCUAAGCUCCUUAUUUUACAAAAGAAGAAAAUGAAACUCAAAGGUGUUAAGUGGUGGUCUGAAGUCACACAGACAGCAAUCUAGUCAUCUAUCCCAGGCAGCUUGCCAUUUCCCUACAAGUCUAUAGCAAAGGGUAAAAGUUACAGAUAAGCAAAUUUAGACUUGAAAUAAAGGGGAAAAACACUUCUUGUAUAAGGGCUAUUCAGACUUGAAAUGGGCUGUUCCUCAGUGAGGGGGUUGUCAUUGCUGGUCUGCAAGCAAAGGUAAUGAGCCAGAUGGGGUAGGAGAUGGAGCAUUCAUCCUGGAGUCAAGUAGAAAUGAGUUCCAAUCUCCCCUCAGAUACCUCUCUCAGCCUCAUUUCCUCAGCUUUAAAAAGAUGAUGAUAAUGAUAGCACCCACUUUAAAGGGUUAUUAGGAAAAUAAAAGGAGACAGAUGAGAUGUAAAGAGCUUUUCGGACAUUAAAGUACUCUUCCUAGCUACUUCCAAAAUACAGAGUAGAGGGAAGGUAACCUUAGAAGGGAAGCCAUUAGCAAAUGAGGAAACUGGGAAAAGCCUCCUGCAGGAAAUGAGAUUUAAGCUUGAAGGAAGCCAGGAAACUGAGGCAGAGGAGGGAGAGCAAGGGCAGUAUCCAGCCUAAUGGUAAAGAGAUAGCUGAUGGAAUGUGUACUCAAGGAACAAAGAAUAAGUUGAAUUUUAAAAAAAUAUUUAAAAUACAAAUAUUUGGAACUACUAAGUAGCACAGUAGAUAGAACACUGGGCUUGGCUUGGAGUCAGGAGGGCAUGGGUUCAAAUCUGCCCUCAGACACUUCCUAAAGGUGACUCUGGACAAGUCACUUUACUACUAUUGUCUGGUCCUUGUCACUCUUCUGCCUUAUAAAGUAUAAUAUUGAUUCUAAGAUGGAAGGUAAGGGGUUUUUGUUGUUUGGCUGGUUGUUUGUUUUUUUUUAACUGAAACAGAAGGUUAGGGUUUUUAAAAAGAAGAAAAAUUCAUUCACCAGAAAUGUCAUUUUUGGAAAUGAACUUGGGGGGGAAAUUACGAAAAUUUAUCCUAGAAGUACAGGAAGCCAAAGGAGCUCAUUAAGCAGAAGGGUAAUAUUUCUAGACCUAAACUUUAGAAAAAUCAGUUAGCUGCUAAGAGGAAAUUAGAGUGGGGAAAUACUUCAGGAAGGGGGACCAGUUAGAAGACUAUUGAAAAAGUCCAGGUAAAAGACAAUGAAUCCCUGAACUAGGCUGACGGCUGAGUGAAUAAAGACAAGUGGACAUCAACAAAAGAUUUUUGUGGAGACAGAAAUGACAAGAUUUGACAACAGAUUAACUAUGCAGAGUCAUUGAGUGUGAAAAGACAAGGCUGGACAGAGAUUUUGAUCAGAAGGCUAUCCAACAGCAUAAUGACAAUUCCACCAGAUCUCCAGGAUCCCAGUUUCCCAUAGACUGAGGUCUUGAAAUUCCCAGGACCAGAAGGCUAAAUCAAGGAUUCACAAAUCCUAGCCCUCCGACCAAUCAAAUUUCAGGGAAGGCAUCCUCUUCCUUUAAAGGGAAAUCAGCUCAAUUUAGAAGGAAUUCACCUGUAAUGUAGCACUGUAAUGAACUUAAACCUUUAUCUCUAGUACAUUUAGCAUUUCUGAGCUUCCAACACACUGGAUGUGAGGUCUGAAGAUCUGAGUUCAAAUUAUGACUACUAUUUCUUACCUAUGUAAUACAAAGUAUUAAAUAUUAAAUUAUUUGGGCAAAUUGCUUAGCCAAUUUGAGUCUCAGUUUGUCAUCUAUAAAAGGGCUAAACUCAGAUGACUUCUGAGUGCUCAGAUGACUUUCAGUGCUAAAUCUAUGAUCUUUUAAUUACUGGUUCAUUCUACAAUCCCAGGUUCACUCUUACCCAGUCAAUAAUCCUCUGAUUAAGAUGGCCAGUUAAUGGUUUUGCCACACAUACAACUGCCUAAUUCUUUGAUAUCUAAUUUCUGUCCUCUUUGACCAAAAAACAAAAAUCAAACACA
Monodelphis domestica (gray short-tailed opossum) is the source of this 5478-nucleotide messenger RNA. RefSeq names its product tryptase-2-like. Lineage: Eukaryota; Metazoa; Chordata; Mammalia; Didelphimorphia; Didelphidae. Gene Ontology annotation, molecular function: serine-type endopeptidase activity. Gene Ontology annotation, biological process: proteolysis. The record is from RefSeq and is a predicted model, not a curated record.